AUGGCAGACUGGGCCUCAGCUCUCCUCCAGGUCACCCCUGUGGUCCUGGGUGCCCACUCGGGGCUGCGCUGGUCACUCUCCCCGGGUCCGCCCCGUGGGGUGUGCCAGCCCCGCGGAGCCCAGGUGGGCUCCCUGAGUGUCGGGGAGCACGCCCCUGCCCUCCCCCCAAGGUCUCCCUCCCAGCGGUGCACCGGCCCCACCUCGGCGCCCGCCCUGGGGGAUUCAGGUUUGCUCCAGGCCACACUUAGCUCUACAGGCUUCUUCCCGGAGGCCCAGCCCCACCCUUUCCUUCCUCCUCCUCCCUCCUCCCCUGUCCUACCUCUCCGCCUGAGGGCUCAGUGCCGCUGGAAAAAUCCCGGCCAACAGCUGCGUGCGAGCUGGCGAUGCCGAGAGGGGCCCGCGGGGCCUCCCGGGGAAAGCCACUGGGCGACCUCGAAUCCAGGACCCCGGAGCCCGAGGCUCGAGGGGCAGGAGACAGCCGGCCGGCCACGAGUGGCCAUGCUGCCCACACCCAAUGGCAGUGGGCCGAGCCCGGAGCUUGAAGGCCAUUGGCCAGCGGCCUCGGAGAGGUCCCCGUGCGUGGCCGGGGUCAUCCCUGUGAUCUACUACAGCGUCCUGCUGAGCCUGGGGCUGCCUGUCAACCUCCUGACCACGGUGGCGCUGGCCCGCCUGGCCGCCCGGACCAGGAAGCCCGCCUACUCCUACCUGCUGGCGCUCACGGCCUCGGACAUCGUCACGCAGGUGGUCAUCGUGUUCGGCGGCUUCCUCCUGCAGGGCGCCGUGCUGGCCCGCGAGGUGCCCCGGGCCGUGGCCCACACCAUCAACAUCCUGGAGUUCGCCGCCGUCCACGCCUCCGUGUGGAUUGCCGUCCUGCUCACGUUCGACCGGUACAGCGCCCUGUGCCGCCCGCUGCACCACCGCGCGGCCGCCUCCCCGGGCCGGGCCCGCCGCGCCAUCGGCCUGGUCCUGGGCGCCGCCCUGCUCACCGGCAUCCCCUUCUACUGGUGGCUGGACGUGUGGCGGGACCCGGGCCCCCCCAGCACGCUGGACGAGGCCCUCAAGUGGGCGCACUGCCUCACCGUCUACUUCGUCCCCGGCGCCAUCUUCCUGGUCACCAACUCGGCCAUCAUCUGGCGGCUGCGGCGGCGGCGGGGCGGGCGGCGGCCCCGCGUGGGCAAGAGCACGGCCAUCCUGCUGGGCCUCACGGCGCUCUUCGCCGGCCUCUGGGCGCCCCGCAUCUGCGUGGUGCUCUACCACCUGUACGUGGCCCCCGUGCACCGCGACUGGCGCGUGCACCUGGCGCUGGACGUGGCCAACAUGGUCGCCAUGCUCCACACCGUGGCCAACUUCGGCCUCUACUGCUUCGUCAGCAAGACCUUCCGGGCCACCAUCCGGGAGGUCGUCCACGACGCCCACCUGCCCUGCGUCCUGGGGCCGCAGCCGGAGGGCGCCGCGGCGGAGCCCGUGCUGAAGCCUCCGGGACCCCCCGAAGGGGCGGGGCUGUAG
Molecule: messenger RNA, 1506 nt
Organism: Pipistrellus kuhlii (Kuhl's pipistrelle)
Lineage: Eukaryota; Metazoa; Chordata; Mammalia; Chiroptera; Vespertilionidae
Gene: GPR142
Product: G protein-coupled receptor 142
Exons: 4
Coding region: 1-1506 (501 amino acids)
Biological process (GO): G protein-coupled receptor signaling pathway
Cellular component (GO): membrane
Molecular function (GO): G protein-coupled receptor activity
Source: RefSeq, a predicted model, not a curated record